GGCGGCAGGCAGCGCGCAACAACUUCCGGGUCACGGGGUUAAAAGCUGAAGUGUUGUGCCUUUGAAGUCUUCCUAAUUUCAGCCAGUUGCUUUGGACAGGCCGCUGUAUGUGUGCCACUGUACGCUCGCUGGAAGCACUCCACAUGGACGCUCUGCACAGACACCGCUCACUUUACAAAGGAACGACUCCGCCAUGGAAAGAAACCUACCGCAAGCGCUGUGUGGACAGACUCAAGAACAGCCGGUCGAGGCUGCUGGACAGGUACCGACAGAUGGGAGAGGGCCCGCAGCGCAGCGGCUCCGGGGCCUCCAUCAUCGUCCAGGAGGUGAUGGAGGAGGAGUGGACCGCCCUGCAGUCAGAGGACCGCAGGCUGCCCUCACUGUGGGGGCCGGAGGGGGUGGCAGAGAUGUUUAGUGUCAUGAAGGAGUACGAUGAACUGGCAGUACUAGAGGAAAUCCAGCAGGAGCUCAUGUCUCACGAAAUGUCUAUUAUUGAAGAGUACGAGAGGAACCAGCAGUUCGAGCAGCAGUACAUAUCAUCUGUUGUGGAAGGGAUGGAAGAGACGCAUAUUAUUUGUCCCAUAUGUCACAUGAACAACUUGACCAUCAACAGCCAUUUCGUCUCGUGCCUCUGUGGACUGUACAUUAACACUAAGAAACAGAACAUCACCCCCAAUGUCCUGCGGCAUCUUCUGGAGUCCAGGGUGUCGGAGCAUAUGGAGGACUGUCUCCACAACCCUGUUUUCUCCGUAGCUCCCAACAUGGACAGCUCUGCCACCCUGAUGAUAAGCUGCAAGGUGUGUGACUACCUGUCCAUUGUGCUGUGAAAGCACGUCACUGUCAUGAGUGACAUAACUCGUGAGAUUUUAAGUUUUUUGUGCUCUGUAUGUUUUGUGAAAUAAAGGCUAUUAUUUAUAUUAAA
Messenger RNA from Morone saxatilis (striped sea-bass), 922 nucleotides. RefSeq names its product RPA interacting protein (gene rpain). Gene Ontology annotation, cellular component: PML body; nucleus. The transcript has 7 exons. The coding region runs from base 108 to 827 and encodes 239 amino acids. The record is from RefSeq and is a predicted model, not a curated record. NCBI's taxonomy places the organism in Eukaryota, Metazoa, Chordata, Actinopteri, Moronidae. Gene Ontology annotation, biological process: protein import into nucleus.